ACCACCACCAAGCUAUGAGCUCGAGUGCAGGAGCCAUGACUGCCUUGCUCACUGCCUGGCAGAGAAAAGCUUCUCCACACAUACUUAAUACAUUCACUCGACCUUGAACAGGUACUGAGCACCCGCUCUGGGCCCGAUCCUAUGGUGCUGGGGAAGGGGCACCUACAGGAGAUGGGCAGGAGACAAGAUGGGGUGAGGAGAGGGCGGUAGAGGUAUACCCCUCCACACACACUGCGUCUCUGGAGGGUAGCCUGAAUUCCUUGACCAAAGGCUACGGUUCCUGUAAGGGGCCCUUCCUGAUACAGAUACUCUGUACAGGUUCCCAGCCCUCCAAACCUUGGGGGAGGGGAAAACUCUCUGGAGUGGGAGCGACGUGGCCCUGCUGCAUCCUUUGUGGUAGAGUCUCUGAAGACGUUCUGCACGUUUGAAAUCAUUCCUUUAUCAGACCCUUCUGCAAGAUACCCCGUAUGAAAGCGUGCCAGCUGUGUUCUAUCAAUACUAACAGAAAACAGCUUGGUGAAUCUGGAGCGCAGGAAGGGCCACUGGGCUUCAAUGAGCAAGAGAAGGUGAAGGUGCCACAGCUAAGGCAGGAGGGAGCCCCUCAAGUAGGCAGAGACUACCAGAUCCUUGCAGCCAGCCAUUAGGAGUCUGGAUGGGAGAGUGGAAGGGAGAGCAGUUGAAUGAAUGAAAGAAUGAACGCACACUACUUACUUUCAUGCCUACCUGCGAUGAGGGGCCUCCUGCCACCUAUUUCUCCCCAGCCAGGUGGAUGUUCCGACGCUAUCUGUGUUGUUCCCUUCCCAGCAGGAUGCUAGCGGGCGGCUUACUGGAGGAGUCGGAGCCUGGGGCUGCUGAGGCGCCCUGCCCAGGGUCUUGCCAGGCGCAGCGCGUCCUGCAGACCCUCCAGGCCUCCCUUCGGAGCCGCACCAUCACCGACACGGUGCCGCGUGCUGGCGGCCACGGCUUCCCCUGCCAGCGAGCUGCGUUCGGCGCGGGCAGUGCCCGCCUCAGCGGCCUGGCAGCGGCCGGGCGGCCAGAGCGGGGUCAGGCCGUGGUGCCCGAGAUGUCGGGCGCAGGGCGCACCAGGACGGACCCUUUGAUCAGUUCUGGCGUGCAGCUGCGCGAGGAGGAGGAGGAGGAAGAGGAGAAGGAGCUGGCCGAGCGGCUGGGCGCAGAGGACCUGCGCGAGGCCUGCGCGCGCUUCCUCCGGGGCCGCCUCCGCGCCCGCAGCCCCGCGCUGCGCCCCGUGGCCGCCUCCUCGCCCCCCUCCCUGGCCCUGGACUUCGCCGAAGCGGCCCGCCACGCCGGCUUCCUGGAGCUGGCGCCCGGGGAGGUGGCAGCGCUGCUGGCGGACCCGGCGCUGGGCGUGGCGCGCGAGGAGGCCGUGUUCGAGGCGGCGCUGCGCUGGGUGCGCCACGACGCGCCGGCCCGCCGCGCGCACCUGCGGCGCCUGCUGGAGCACGUGCGCCUGCCGCUGCUGCCGCCCGCCUACUUCCUGCAGAAGGUGGAGGCGGACGAGCUGCUGCGCGCCUCCCGCGAGUGCCGCCCGCUGCUGCUCGAGGCCCGCGCCUGCUUCAUCCUGGGCCGAGAGGCCGGCGGGCUGCGCACGCGGCCGCGGAGAUUCAUGGACCUAGCUGAAAUGAUUGUGGUCAUUGGUGGUUGUGGCCGCAAGGGACUUACGAGGUUGCCCUUCACCGACGCCUACCACCCGGAGAGCCAGCGCUGGACCCCGCUGCCCAGCCUGCCUGGCUACAUGCGCUCCGAGUUCGCCGCCUGCACUCUCCGCAAUGACAUCUAUGUCUCAGGAGGCCACAUCAACAGCCAUGAUGUGUGGAUGUUUAGCUCCCAUCUGCACACCUGGAUCAAGGUGGCCUCAUUGCACGAGGGCAGGUGGAGGCACAAGAUGGUGGCCUUGCUUGGACAGCUGUUCGCGGUGGGUGGCUUUGAUGGACUGCAGCGCCUGCGCAGUGUGGAGCGCUACGACCCCUUCUCCAACACAUGGGAGUCUGCAGAGCCGCUCCCGGAGGCCGUGAGCUCAGCAGCCGUGGUGCCCUGUGCUGGCCGGCUCUACGUGAUUGGGGGUGCCAGGCAAGACAACAUCAGCACAGACAAGGUGCAGUGCUUUGACCCCAAGGAGGACAGGUGGAGCCUGCGGUCACCAGCACCCUUCUCACAGCGAUGUCUCGAGGCUGUCUCCCUCGAGGACACCAUCUAUGUGGUGGGGGGCCUCAUGAGCAAAAUCUUCGCCUACCACCCUGGUACAGAUGUCUGGGGGGAGGCAGCUGCCCUCCCCAGCCCCGUGGAGAGCUGUGGCGUGGCUGUGUGCGAUGGGAAGGUCCACAUCACUGGUGGGCGGGAUGACCACGGGGAAAGCACCGACAGGGUCUUCACCUUUGACCCCAGCAGUGGGCAGGUGGAGGCCCGGCCGCCCCUGCAGCGCUGCACCAGCUCCCACGGCUGCGUCACCAUUGUCCAGAGCCUGGGCAGGUGACUCCGACCUGGACAACCUGAGCCACGAGGCAGAGAGAGAAGGGAGAACUCAGGCUCACCGCGCUGCUUUCCUCAUGGAACCUCCAUGUAAAUAGACCCUUAAUUUAUUGCCCCCCUUCUUGUAGAAAUAAAAUGUCAUCCAAAGGCUGGGUCUGUGUUCCAGCUCAUGCCUGCUUUGCCUGGA
Messenger RNA from Pipistrellus kuhlii (Kuhl's pipistrelle), 2674 nucleotides. It is a transcript of the gene KLHL35, whose product is annotated as kelch like family member 35. NCBI's taxonomy places the organism in Eukaryota, Metazoa, Chordata, Mammalia, Chiroptera, Vespertilionidae. Bases 716 to 2491 code for a protein of 591 amino acids. The record is from RefSeq and is a predicted model, not a curated record. Gene Ontology annotation, molecular function: protein binding. The transcript is spliced from 7 exons.